CCAAUGAGAAGCGACAACGAAAUUUACGCACAGAAAUAUCACUGACGUGUCCCCAAAAAGAACUACUUAGACGAUUCAUGAUCAUUCUCGAUUCUGAUAAAAUUACGAGGACGUCAGUAAAUCAGUGAAUUGUAUCAAAGAGAGAGUGACUUGUAAAAAACUGUUCAGCGAAAUUAUGGCGGCGACAUUCAAUACAUUCGUAAAUUCCUUCAAUAGCAGAUUGGAUGAACCAGUUAGAAAGCAUUUAAAAAAUGUUUAUGGUUGUUUAUCCUUGUCAACGGUAUCAGCUGCCGUAGGAGCUUAUGUACACAUGUACACACAGCUCUUACAGGCUAACUUACUUACCACCUUUGGUACACUUGGAAUAUUUUUUGCUUUGAUGUCUACGCCAGACAAUGGAAAAAAUCAAAAAUUACGUCUUGGCUAUCUCUUAGGAUUUGCAUUUUUAUCUGGAUUAGGACUUGGUCCAUUGCUUGAGAUUGUGAUCAAUAUUGAUCCUUCCAUUGUAGUAACAGCAUUAGUAGGCACAACUGUUCUCUUUGUGUCGUUCAGUAUUUCUGCACUUUUGGCUGAACGAGGUCGUUGGUUAUAUCUUGGUGGUAUCAUAUUCAGCAUGCUAAAUAUCAUGUUAUUUUUCUCCUUCAUAAAUCUCUUCUUACACUCCCAGUAUAUUUACCAAGCCCAUCUCUAUGCUGGAUUUUUCUUAAUGUGUGGUUUUAUCAUUUAUGACACACAAUUGAUCAUUGCAAAACAUCAUAUGGGUAACAAAGAUUUCAUCGUGCAUUCUUUGGAUCUUUUCAUGGACUUUAUUGGCGUAUUCCGCCAUUUGCUCGUGAUUCUUACGCAAAAGGAAAUUUCGAGGGAACAGCGUAAACGUAAGGAUUAAAAUGGCGUUUACAAGAACUGCAAAAAUAUCACAGCAUCCAAGUAAAUCCAUAAUCCUAGAGGUCUUCAUCUAAUCCAUACAUAGAGAUACCAUAGAUUUUAUACUGUUGGAUAAAUUACUAAUUUUUUUCCAGAGAUAAAAGAAUCAAGAGAUAUAUAUAUAUAUAUAUAUAUACAUGUAUAUACAUAUAUAUAUAUACAUACACAUAUAAAAAUAUAUCUUUCUUUAUUUUUAUUCAAAUAUAUUAUCUUUUUUAUUCAACGUUUAUAAUAAUCACUUUGAUUAAAAUUUAAGAGGACCACCUUUAUCAAAAUAAAUAUAUAAGGAUCAUAAUCAAAAAUUCCUUAACACGUGUAUGUGGGUUCUGUGUCCUACUAAAGCUCUAACUGCAGCACCAUUUAUAUAACUUUCUUUUUCCACACCGUAGAAAGUUAGAAUUCUAAAGAUAGAACGUAUAUACUCUUUCUCUCUUGAUCUUCAUAUAUUAUGAUAAUUUCAGGAUAGGAGAAGAAAAUAUUCAUUAGUAUGAGAUCUAUGAUAAAUGAACACGUACGUACACGACACACGACAUACACAACACACACACACACACACAUAUCCAAUACACGUAUAUCUCUAUAUAGUUCAUAAAAAAAAAAAAUAAAAAAAAAUAAAAAAUAAAAAAUAAAUAAAUAAAAAAAAAAAAACAAUAAUACAAAGUUAUAUUUACUACGAAGAGCAAGUUAAAUGAUUAGUGCUCGUUUACUACUUUAAAGUACUUAUAAAACGUUAUAUCCGCCGGUAUGGUACAAUGUAAUUAUUUGGGUCGUCAAUAUUGUCACUUCCUUCUAUGAAUUACGAUUUCUGUGUUAGAUUUAUACAAGAUAUGUACAUGCAUAUAAAUUUAUUGUAUAUUUUUAACUUUCAAUAAACAAAUUUUCCGAGUUUUUA
This is a messenger RNA of Vespa crabro (European hornet), 1816 nucleotides long. RefSeq names its product probable Bax inhibitor 1 (gene BI-1). Bases 176 to 886 code for a protein of 236 amino acids. Gene Ontology annotation, biological process: cellular response to unfolded protein; negative regulation of RNA splicing; negative regulation of apoptotic signaling pathway. The transcript is spliced from 4 exons. Gene Ontology annotation, molecular function: enzyme binding. Gene Ontology annotation, cellular component: mitochondrial membrane. Lineage: Eukaryota; Metazoa; Arthropoda; Insecta; Hymenoptera; Vespidae. The record is from RefSeq and is a predicted model, not a curated record.